AUGGCGUACACCGUCGCUCACGCUCAAUGGAAGCUUCGACAAGAUUAUGCCAAGCCUGAUUUUUUCAGACACUUCACUCUAGCCGUUUUGCGUGAGUUGUGCAAUUCUCGCCAAUUAUAUGUCGCUCCGACCGGACGGAGGGGUCAAAAGGCUGCAAAGAACCGAGUUCUGAAGGAGGAUUAUAUCCGCACUCUUCUCGACAACCGGGCAGCUUUUAGUGUGCCUGCCGUGAGCCCUUCCAGCGAAGCUAACAAGGCAUCUCCUCAGCCAGUCGAAACUCACGUUGCGGAGGCUGGACCUCACAUCAAGAGGCGGAGGGCAGCGGAUGAUUUACUUCCCGAGGUUUCUAAACGGGCUCGCUUGGAGUCUUGCUCAAAGUCUUCAGACACUUCUGCUUUGGCUCCAGAGGGAUCAACGUUGUCUGCACAGAAUGCGCCCAUCUCAACAUCAGAAAGCACACCUGUAGAGGAAGAGACGAUCUCACCCAUUCAAAGGAAACGUCCCUUGGCUGAUAACACCGCGGAUGACCCAGUGAAGCGACCUCAUCUCGAAGCUGAUCUCGUCGUGCAAGAUACCCAUCAUAGAUAUGAGGAAGAUUUGAACACGAUGUUCGAGGUAGCAUUGACGAUUGCCCCCCCCAGCGUAGCAACAUUUCUUGUUCAAGAUCGAGUAGAAGUGGCGAUGCCGCCUGCAGGUCCAACGACAUUCGAAGCUAAGGCUAAUGGAAAGAAUAGAUCUCAUCCUUCUCGGGAGGUACGAAUCAGGCUGUUUGACCGAGCGAAAGACUGGAAUCCGAUCAAGGAGGUGUCAAUCCAUUGUUUGCCAGACGGAAAUUUGGAUUUGCGUUCGCUUAGCGCAAAAUUGGGAGUCUAUGAAUGUUGUCAGGUGAUCGAUCCAAGCAACUUCAAACCUUUUUUUAACUAUUCAGAAGGACUACUGGGACGUGAUGACAUUGACGAAUUGAUGAAGGAUGAGUACUUGUGCGUGAUAGGUAUCGUCUCAAUUAUCAUCACUAAAGAAGCCCACUGA
Messenger RNA from Laetiporus sulphureus 93-53, 1029 nucleotides. RefSeq lists its product as uncharacterized. NCBI's taxonomy places the organism in Eukaryota, Fungi, Basidiomycota, Agaricomycetes, Polyporales, Laetiporaceae. The record is from RefSeq and is a predicted model, not a curated record. The transcript is spliced from 4 exons. Bases 1 to 1029 code for a protein of 342 amino acids.